Messenger RNA from Symbiodinium pilosum, 5149 nucleotides. NCBI's taxonomy places the organism in Eukaryota, Dinophyceae, Suessiales, Symbiodiniaceae. The record is from the annotation of a GenBank genome assembly.
AUGAGCACGCCGGCUACCGGGUUCCGCAAUCUUGGCGCCUCAUGCUUUGUGAACGCAGGCCUCCAGCUGGUCUUCGCAGUCCCGGGCUUUGUCGAAGCCGUUGCCAAUGGUCACUCGGAGACAGAAAAGGCAGUGAAGGCAGCUGCGGAGUUGUUGAUUCACCACCCGCGUAGCAGCUCGGUGCCCACAAGCGUGACAGACAUCUUCUAUCGUGGAGUCCAAGAAGACAUGGCCGAAUUUGUGGUCAGGCUUCUGGACAGGUGCCAAAGCACACAUGCCAUGAUGCGCGGUCAGGAGACUGCGAAGCUGCGAUGUAGACAUUGCGGGUUCUCUCGGUCGUUGCCACCAGAGGCCUUCCUGACUUUGCAAGUGCCGCUGACCACAACAACCUCGAGCGUGCAACAAGCUCUCGACAACUACCUGGCGACCGAGUGCGUGCAAGCGAAUGUGGAAGAGUGGUUCUGCGUGAAUGACGUCUGUCUGGACUCUGGCAUUGCGGAAGAAGACCCGGUCCACGUCACGAGCAUCAACAAGUGGCCUGACGUACUUCUUCUUUGCGUCAAGCGCUGGGAUGCCUUGCGCGGAUUGAUUGCUCAGCAAAUCCAUUGCAGCACGACCCUCUCCGCCGGCGGCAAUGAGUACCGCUUGCAGGCCUUGGCUACUCACAUCGGUGCCACACCUUCAUCCGGACAUUAUGUGGCCUACCGGCGUCGAGGCGCCGGCUUCGUUCAGCUCAACGAUCACAUGGUCUCGCCGCUGAAGGCCCAGGAUGAGGACUUCUUCGUGACCAUGCCUGACGAGAAGGUUUACAUGUUGGCCUACGUAAAGAAUUCUGCGGAAACUCGUUCCACAGCACCGGUUGCGAUGCCCAAGUUCAAUUUCAAGCGUCCUCCGCGCGCAGACGCGGCAGCCAUCGACCUGGACUCCGACACGGACUCCGACGUUGUGACAGUGUUCGCCACCCCACCCACUUCGAAGCGAAGAAUCAAAGACCUCGACUCCGACUCGGAUAAGGAUGUGCACAGAUCCCAGACACAACAAGGAGGCCACACGCGUCUGCGAGGCUUGCAGCACUACACGGACGCAGAGCUCACGACGAUCGCGGUGGCAAUCCGGAACGGCACGACUUUCUCGCAAGUCUUACAGACAUUGAAGAUGAAAAUGCCAAAGCUAAACCUGGAAGACAAGAGCUCGACAAACUACCUCAGCCCCUACACGCUUCGCAAUUGGAUUCGGAAGCCAGCGAACAUGGAGACGGCAAUUGCAAAAGUGCGGCAAGAACGGCUGCAGCAACCGAAAGGAGAACGCAAGCCUAAGGUUGGAAGUGUACGGAAGACACUUACAAAUGAACACCGCAAGCUGAUCGGAGAUGCGCUCCAAUGCGCGAGCUCCUGGCCUCAUCUGCUUGCAAUUCUGAAAGAAACUCUUCCAGGAUUUAGCUGCGACGACAAAACGGCAUCCUGCUAUAUCCCACACUCCACCCUGCACAGUUGGCUCGAUAAAAGAAGUGAAUCGCGUUGGUUAGAUGAGCCUGAGCCAACGACUUGGUCAGAAGAGCAUGAGCAAAACUUCAGCGUUGCUUUCGAUAGACCUGCCAAAAGGCAGCUUGGAUCGACAGCUGUGAGCGACGUCAAUGGCCUCUGGUUGCGCAACGGAUCCUGGGUGUUCUGUCCUGCCUGUGGCCGUCGUCACGCUCGGGUUCACACCGACAAGUUCUCUCUGAAGGAGUAUGCGGCAUCCUCUCCGUGCUACCCCUUCUGCGACCCCACUGCUGAGGACUUGCUCACCAAAGCUCCUGUUAAGAAAGCCCGUGAAAGACUUCGAGCUUACGUGACACCACAGGUGGACACUUGGCGGCCAUGGUGCCAGGAUAUUGCCAACGGCAACCUGCCUUUGACAACACUACUGACAAAGCAAGAACUUCAAGACCUCGCAGUGCUUGACAUCCAUGUGGACUAUCAAUCCAGACGCGGUGGCCACGCUGUUAUCCAGAGCAAACAAAAACGAUCCGUAGUUCGCUGUCGCUGGCAUGCUUCUCCACUACGUGACCUUGCACGCGACAACAACGCAGCCCGGGCUUUCACAUGGUUGCUUCAGAACAACGACACCUACAAAGGAUUCGUGGACAAGCACGCCGCCCUCAUCCAGGAGCGUGGAAAGGAAUUCUGCCGAGACGUUCCUACGGCUGCGCUCUUGCUGGGCUCGCCUGGCAUAGAAGUCGCUGUGCGUCCCUGGCUCUACCCAUUAGCAAGCUUUGCAGAUAGCGACCUGCAGCAGCGCCUAUGCCCCCUUGGCUGGACAGAUAACAACAGCAAGCCAAGCAUCCGAGCAGGGUUCAUGAGGAAAUUGCUGAGUCGUUGUUUGGACUACUCGCGAGAUUUCCCACUCCAGUGUUUGAUGUAUGACACUUGCAUGGCGCGAACGAUAAGUUCGGUGCAAAGCAUAGCCGAUCAAAAGAAAGUGUCUCCUGAGCAAAUAGCAUCAGACAUGGACGCAUUUGAUGCAUAUUGGUCCCAGCAGCUGCGCAAGAUGGAAGACAUCUGCAGGCAGGAGUGGGAAAAGACCGGCGUGCUCGAACGUGCUUUGCCGUCUGUGUUCUUCACAGUGGCACCGGCUGAGUGGCGAUACAUAUUGCAUGACGGCAUGUUCUGCGAGGAAUCCUUGACCGACCAGCAAGGUACGAUCACCCUUCAUCUCUAUCACACCCUGCAGACGCUAUUAGACUUUCACCUCUUCAAAAAUGGGCAGAGCCUUGAGCGCAUCGGCGUCGCCAAGAUUCGGCAGUGGUCUUUCCGCUUCGAGUUUCAAUCCCGGGGCACAUUGCAUCUUCAUGCUGUCCUGUGGGCAGACCUACUACCAGGUUGGAGCGCAGAGAACAUCACUGGAAGAACAGGUACCCAGCACAACUCACCUUUCGUGGCCCUGCUUGAAGACCUUUUCAAGAGUCGCGCAGAUGUCCAGUGCGGGGACGGCAGCCACAACCUGCUCAUGUACGUGGCCGGGUACCUCCAGAAAGCGUCGGACGCUCUAGCCUUCAACUCCAAGCAAGCACAGCACGAAGGCACUCAGGCGCAAACGAGCAGGUGGCGCCAAACAUACCGGUUGCUUUGCAAGAAAUCGCCAAUGGAGCAAGAAAUCAUUAUGGAGUUCGCCGGCCUGCCCAUGGUGAAGCAUUCCUUUACCGGACACGCCUUGUUCGCGCCCAUUCCAGGAAGUCAGGCGGCAAACAGCUCCCGCGACCAGUACUCAAUCUACCAGUUCUACCUCACACAGGAUCAUGAAGUUCGCGGAUGCGCACGCGGAAUGAGCUACAUGCAGUGGCUUCGACGGUUUCGCGUCGUCGACGUCAAGAAGAAGAUCGUCGCCAACAGAAACCAAGCCCCAUUCCUAAAGAAUUGUUCCUGUGGCAUUGCCAUGAGCUUCCCGUUUGAACUUCUGGACAUUUUCAUUGGGGCUUGGGCCGCAACCUUUAUGGAAAGCAUGCCGGAGUAUAGAUUGUUGCCAAACACCACAGACGACAACGCCAAUUACGGUAUUGAGUUUCUGGCAGAACGCACACGCCGAGCCUCCUUCCAGGCACCACAAGGCUGCCAGCAUCUGAAAGCAAUAUUGUGUCUGGAUGAGUUUCAGGUUGAAGGCGCAAACCCAGAGGUCUUCCACCCUGAAGUCGGCAAACUCCUGACGCAGAUGGAGACGGAACUCAUUUUCCGUGGCAUCGGCAGCGAUCGCAUCGCCACCUUCAAGGCCAGAGUCCACGCUUGCGCAAUGCUCCUGCUCAGUGUACGAGAUGGCCGGGAAGAUCCGAUGACGUGGACAGCUCGACCAAUUGCUGCGCCUCCGCAACGCAACUGGUCAGUCGAGCAGCAGCAAGUCCUGACGUCCAUACGGUCAGGAACGAGCAUUAGCGACGCCGCAGUCAUGGAGACUUCGAGCCGAAUCCUACAAGUGAGCGGCGGACCUGGCACGGGCAAGACAGAAGUCAUCAUUGCUGCGGCGCGACAAGCUCUUGAUGACGGUUGUCGGGUCCUCAUAGCCGGGCCCAUCGGGUUGUUGGUCUCCAUGUACAGACUUCGCCUGCCCAACUCGGAGAACCUCACCAUGGAAACAAUUCACUCUGCCUUCCGCAUCGUUCGCGAUGCCGACGCAGCCUACAUCCCGCCAGGACGCCUUCGCCAGUACGACUUGAUCAUCUUUGACGAAAUCAGCCAAGUGGAAGCAUCGACAUGGGCAAAACUCAAAACGGCACUCGGUGAGCUCUCCCCAUGCCCCUUCGUGGUGUUCGUCGGCGACUUUCAGCAGCUACAGCCUCUCGCCGGUGGACCCGCUUUACAGCAAGACCUGCAUCGCCAAGUCGAAGCUAAGGACCUGCCGCUCGUGGAACUUCACCAUCACGAAGCUGCCCGUUCGGUGGACCCCGACAUGCUGGCGUUUCUUGAGGUCGCGCGGGUUAGCCAGCCUUCGAGGAGCGCUCUGGAGCACUUUUUCCGCGGGCGGGUGUGGUCUUCCGAUGUUCAGCAAGCAGCGCAGGCCGCUGAGCGAGUGGAAAACGCUGGCGAUGGCAUUUUCACCUUCCUCACUGUGACGAACCGCGGGGCCGCCAGUCUCAACCUUGCACGCCUUGCUCUGGAGUUUCCGUCUGAGGCCGAAAUCAUCCGCAACGGCGGCGGCGUGCCUGCCGAGGUGGGCAAUGUAGUCAUUGCUCCCCGUAUGCGACUUCGCCUCACCCGCAACGUCGACAAGGACCGGGGCUUUGUGAACGGGAAUACGGGCAUUGUCCGCACUGUUCUACGAAAAGAUGUUUUCGUGUUGGACACCGCCCAGGGCAUCCCUAUCCUGGCGCAUCCCAUUACCCAGAAGGGGCGCAAGUUCCUCCCAGUGGCGUAUGGAUGGGCGACGACAAUGCGAAGAGCGCAGGGAGCAACACUCGACAAAGUCGGCCUAUGGUUCGACAGGCGCCUGCCCGACCGCGGCUAUGCCUAUGUCGGACUGUCUCGCGCCAAGCGACGAGAGGAUGUGUUCCUCGUAGGCAGAGUCAGACGCACAGAUUGGCGACCGGUCAAUGGUGCCGACCAUAAUGAGCAGAAUACGGUGUCUGCCCUCAGCGAGACCUCUGACUCGGAGGACGAAAGAAGCACCGAGAGCUCCGACA